CAUCGACCUUCACGUCAAGGUGAAGGGACCGCCUCGUCACUUGUGGAGAGAGAGAGAGGGAGAGAAGGGAGAGAGCGCAAGAGGAUCGGUGGGAAGCGGAUACAGAGCAUAUCCAUCAUGGGCGCACAGGAGAACAUCGUCGAUGGCGGCCAAGAGCGGGCACCGCCUUCGUACGAAGAUGCUGACACGGCCAUGGUCGAUGAUCACAUCGAACCCUCCGCACCUCAAGACGACGACGAAAAAGCGAUCGACAUUCGUGUCGACGGUGCAGAUCCCUUUGCUGCGCCCUGGAGCGCUCCACUGCCACAAGAUACCAACGAUGCUGCCACCCUUGCUGCUGCUGCGCCUCAGGAUCCGCCGUCCCUCUUUGUCCCCGGCUUGGCAAUGAGGCGGGCGACUGGCCUCUGCGAUGGCACUACACACGUCUGCAUCGACCUGAUUGCUCACGAUGUUACAAAAGAUGCCAAUGCGACCGGUGGUCCCCCUUCUUCAUCUUCUCUUCACAGCAACACGGGCGGCGGCGGCGGCGGCGGCGCCAGCGGUAGCAGCAGCAGUGGUGGAGCACAGCCAGGAGCAACAUCAGGCUCGACGCAGCCCCCAGUCGUCAUCAGCAGACGGGACCUGGAAGAUUCGUUGCCACAUCCGCACGCCGUCCUGUCUCCGGAGCGAAUGGAGUGGUUCGUAGUCCUGCGACAGGACGACCACGUCAAGGAUCCAGCCAAGUUUGCGCUGGAACCCGUCCACAUCGGGGACGCAGAAGGCGCAAGAGAGGGGGAAGCCGUGCCGCUUUGGAGAGAUGAGGGCACGGUGACAAUUUCAGCCCAAGAACAGAAGCGGACGAUCUUCCUCGCGCCUCCUUUGCCAUCGUUUGGGCUGGCUACUGUGGCCACAGCGGGCCAGGACGCGUUGGUGGAACCCGUCGAGACGUUUCAUCGGCUAAAUAGUACCCAGGGAGGAGCGUUGCUCAUGACGUCUCAGGGUCAAAUUACUUCAGUCGUACCAUGGGAAAUGCUCGAGACAUUCAAGCAGCGUCGGCUCAGCUAUACUGCACCGAAUGUGAAGCCGAUUGACAGCUUCAAGGAGUCUGCCAAUGUUCUCAUCAGAAUCGUCGGCAAUGCGGCCAACGGAGAGACGAGGUCGAUUGGUACAACGAACAAAGUCAUGGUGAACAAGCUCGUCAUCGAUGACGCCAGCAUGGCUGUCCUCGGCGCCCUCGGCUUUCAGCCAACGGGCGACGCCGAUGAAGCCGGUCGGCAGAGCUUCAUCCGUCCUCCCGACAUGACAAAUGCUGCCUGGCAGCUUCGCACGAGGAGAGCAUGGAUCGAGCUCAAUGCCUGGCUCGAGUAUAGCAUCCAGUCAAUGCGUUCAACCGAUCAGCAACGGCUCGAGACAAAAACGUCGGUGCCUUGGAAAGUCAAAUGGUAUGACCCUGCGCCCUACAUCUAUGCCCUAUUUGGUUUCGAUAAGCAGCGACAGGAAAUCUCGCCAGAAGAACAGAGGAGCUAUAGAGGCCCGAGAAAGCUUGAAUGGACAUUCGAGGAUCUGGGAGCUGAGAACACAUCGACGGACGAGCUCAUUGCUUACGCUUAUAAGGUCAAUGCUGCCGAUGUCUCGGAGCAGCGUCAGCUGCAACUUUUCGAGGCCCUACAUAACGUCUACGUUCAUUACCGGAGUCAGAGCGAGACUCUGGGAACACUUUGCGCGUUGGGCCAAAGCUCCGGACUCUACACGAGCGACGAGGUGGUUGGCGCUUUCAAGGCACUCGAUCUGGCCACUGAUGCAGCUGAGGCAGCGUCAAUCGAAGAUACCAUCAUUGCAGCCUGCUACAAGAAAGCUGCAAACCGUAAGCGAGGCGACGCAUCUGCUUUUCAGGAAAUUCAAAGUGCGCUGCGGUUCAUCUCGAAGAUCAAAGGGCAGCCAAAGAUGCUCGUAGAUCUCGCUGAUGCGCCCGUCGAGAUCGACUAUGAGACCGCGUGCAAGAUCUUGAAUGUUGACGCGGACAUGGCAGACGAUUUUGUUGACGCCGUGCACACGGUAGCGGUCAGCGACGGUCGUUUCUCCGUCGAAGACUGUCAUGAAUCGCUGCGCGUGGUGGCAGAGCAUCGCAACAGCGACAUGCUGCGGCAAAAAUGGCGGACCAGCGUCGGCGUGGCCGACGACGCCUGGGAGAUGGCCAAGCUCAACAUGCCCGCCGGUCUCAACAACAUUGGCAACACCUGCUACCUCAAUUCUGUCUUGCAGUACUUUUUUGCCAUUCGUGAGCUUCGAGAGAGGGUACUGAAGGCUAGCGUCAAGCUGGGUCCCCUAAAAGGAGCCGACGACGGGAAUGGAUCUUCAACGCCGGUUCGCGUUGGUGGUCGCAAAGUAUCGGGACGAGAGAUUGCCCGGUCACAGCGAUUUGUUGCACAGCUCGCCCAGCUCUUCUCAAACAUGAUCACCUCCCCGUCGCCCGCCGUUACGCCCGAGAGAGAGCUAGCCUACCUGGCUCUCGUUUCAUCGCGCGUCGAAGACGAAUCAGAUGUUGGAGGUGCGAACAUAGAGCGGACUGGAAACAGCGAUGGGACAGACAAGACGCUGGUGGAGGAGCCCAGUACCAUCAUGUCGACAGACCCAGAACUUACUUCACCGACUACUGUCGACCCCGAUUCUCAGCCGCAAGAUGAUCAGAAAGACGUCACAGCUCCACCAAUUCAGGCGCUGCAGACGGAUAUCGAGAUGGACGAGCGUCCUCCGCUUCCGCUGCGUAGACCACCCCAAGUCAAUCAUGACGAAGUUUCCACUGCCGUCGUUGCGCACGAUGAGGCUGGCCUCAGGCAGAAUUCGCUGAUGCAGCUUGGUGCGCAACAGGACGUCAGCGAAUGUCUUGACAACGUCAUGUUCCAGGUCGAAGCUGCCCUCGUUGCUGCACCGGACUGCGACGAGCCGAGAGGAAAGGCCAAUGGCGAAGAAAUGCAAGGCGGGCAAGAGGAGGACGAUGAAAAUUGGUCCAACGAGGCUGAUUUGUUGCGCAGACUCUUUCUCGGCCGGACAUGCCAACGGCUGGAGCUUGCAACUUCUGAGGAAGGUAAAGGACCCAGCAUACACACAAAAAAGGAGGUCUUCAAGAUCUUGCCUGUCGAUGUCCUCGAAGAGGGAAGAGACAUCUACGACGGUCUGGAUGGCUUCUUUGACGAGGAAACGCUGACCGGGACUGGUGGAGCGCCAGUCACGAGGAGCGUGACACUGAUGGACCCACCCGCCAUCGUGCAGAUUCAACUUCAGCGUGUGCAGUUCGACCGCAUCAGAGGAGCCUUCAAGUCGCAAGCGCAUCUUGAAAUGGGCGAGACACUCUUUAUGGAUCGCUACCUCGACUUUGACCCCACCAACGUCGAGGACCAAGCUCGGCUGGUGAAACGGCAACAGGGCCGACAGGCACGGGCACAAAUUGCGAAGCUCCGGAAUCGGAUUGCGGCGCUCCAGCGGGACAAGAGGCCACUUUCGAGAACUCUGGAAGAGACGGCUUCGUUUAUCAAGGGUCUCAAGGGGCUCAAAUCGCCACUCGUCGAGGCUGUCGAAGAAGCCGAUGAGCAAGCAUCUCCAUUGGCGCACCAUUACGAUGAGGGUGUCUCACCCUUUUUCAUCAUGGAGGCCAAGCGCAUCGACGAGGAGAUCAAAGCCAUGGAACAAACCAUUCGCGAUCUCAAGGUCAAGGUGGAGUCGCUUUGGAGCGACGAAAAACGCGUCGAGUACGUCCUUGCCAGCGUCUUUAUGCACCGUGGCGAGGCGAACCAUGGUCAUUACUUUCUGAACCAGCGGCGGCUGCCCACGGAAGAAGGGGCCAGCGCAAGCAAAUGGUUCAAGUACAACGACAAUGUCGUGACCGAGACAUCGGUAUCCGACGUCCUCAAGGACACGACGGGCGCAACGCCAUACCUCGUCUCUUAUGUCCGCAAGGAUAUCCAAGAUCAGACUAUGCUCUUCGAAACGGUGAAGAGGAACGUUGAAGGUGUCGGCGACGUGGGCAUGUCGGGUGUAGAGCAGCCAGCGCAAGAGGAAAUAUCAACAACAACGGCGAGUGUCGGAAUGCACAACGCCGAGGAGGAUGCUGGUGGGACGAAGCUAGCAAGAGAGGGAGAGGGAAAAAGCAUGACAAGGGAGCAGGAUGUAGAGAUAAAAAUGGACGAGGGCAGGUAGAAGAAACAGCUCAAGAAAGGGGAGCAAUACAAUAAAGUGAUACAGUCC
This is a messenger RNA of Acaromyces ingoldii, 4221 nucleotides long. Its product is annotated as cysteine proteinase. Gene Ontology annotation, biological process: proteasome-mediated ubiquitin-dependent protein catabolic process; protein deubiquitination; regulation of proteasomal protein catabolic process. The transcript has 7 exons. Lineage: Eukaryota; Fungi; Basidiomycota; Exobasidiomycetes; Exobasidiales; Cryptobasidiaceae. The record is from RefSeq and is a predicted model, not a curated record. Gene Ontology annotation, molecular function: cysteine-type deubiquitinase activity; proteasome binding. The coding region runs from base 118 to 4173 and encodes 1351 amino acids.